GGUACCAGCCUCCCCAAAAGCAGGGGGCAGAAAUCCGAGAGCAGGGGUUUUCCGACCCCUCAGGCGGGCGGGGAGAAGGAUGGCAGCCAUGACGGUGAGACCCAGGCCCUGACCCCCCGCAGGAGGGGGCCCCGAGCCCUCCCGUGCACGAGCAGCCGCAGGAGGACCUGGGCGCUGGGAGGGAGGAGGGGCGCCCGCCCGGGAAGGCGCCAGGGUCUGGGCCGCCGCCAGAGUCGGACGGUGGGCGAGCCGGUGCAGCUCCUGCUGGUGAAGGACAAGAGGAAGAGUCCCAGCACACGCUCAGAGAUAGUGAAGCAUGUUAUGGGGCUGAAGGACCUAUUCCCCGCAGAGCAUCUGCGGUGUGUUGGUUUCGAGCUCAAACAGCUUGACCGCAAGCACCACAUCCUCAUCAACAGACUACAACCUCCGGAGGAGGAGGAUCUGGGAGGAGAUGGCCCUAAAUUGGGGCUCUUAGUGAUGAUCUUGAGCUUUAUCUACAUGAAAGGUAAUAGCGCCAGGGAGGUCCAGGUCUGGGAGAUGCUGCGUCGGUUGGGGAUGCGACCCUCAAAGUAUCGCUUCCUCUUUGGAUACCCGAAGAGGCUGAUUAUGGAAGAUUUUGUGCAGCAGCCAGACCUGGGUUACAGGCGGGUGCCUCUCACCAAUCCACUAGAAUAUGCAUUCUCUUGGGGUCCCCGAAGCAGCCUGGAAAUCAGCAAGAUCAAAGUCUGGGGGUUUGGGGCCAAGCUCCAUAAGGAAGUACCCAACCAGUGGCCAGUCCAGUACCGUGAGGCCCUGGCAGACAAAACCGACAGGGCCAGAGCCGAGGUCAGUAUCAGGGCAGGGCCUCGGCUGGCAUCCGCCACUGGUAAGGGCUAGUGGAAAGGUGGCCAGCGGGGACCCUGUGUGUACCCAACCUACAGUCUUGAGUCAUGAUAGUAGGGGUAGGGGGGUAGAAAUUGCACAACUUUGGGAUUUUGAUUUACUAUGUUAUUACAUUUAAUGCACUUUUUAAAAAUGCUGUUUAAAGUAAAAUUGGUCUACUUUUUCCUGUAGGAUUUCAUUGUACAGUAUUACUGGUUUUGUAAAAUAGAUAGAAAACUCUUGCCCUUUUUUUCUGGGAUCUUGAACAGAUUGUGCAGUAUUGAGGUGCUGUACUUUAAUGGUUUAAAGAACUCCACAGUAUAAUGAUUUGGUACUAGGAAAAAUAAAUUCUGAUUGGUGCCUAGCCUCUCAACACUUUUUGUCUAUUGUACUAAAAAGAAAAAGAGAGAGAGAGACAUGUACUUCUAUUUGUUUAGCUAUUACAGUAUCUAGAGAUGCAAUAAAUUAGAAGUAUACCCUGAUAUGCUUAACAGAUGAAACAGUUGUUGCAUAUCUUGGUUGUUUUUUUGUGUGUGUGAUGCACAGUUUUGGGUAUUUGGGGAUAAGAUGCUGAACAUCAUAAAGGUCCUACUGUUUUCAGAAUUGGAGAGUAACUAAACAAGAAACGUCAGCACCGUGACUUGAAGGCUGUGAACUAGCUGAGGUAAUUGGGAAGGAUUGCUUGAGGUUGCCUUUAGUUAGAUUUUUUGGGAAGAGGAAAAGAUGGAGCAGGGGAAGGGGAGGAAGGGAACAGAGGAGAAGAUGGGGAAGCUGAGGUUUGGGAAUGGUAUUGAAGAUGAAUGACAUGGAGCCAGCAAGUGGUAUAGUGGUUAAAGU
Molecule: messenger RNA, 1698 nt
Organism: Tupaia belangeri chinensis (Chinese tree shrew)
Lineage: Eukaryota; Metazoa; Chordata; Mammalia; Scandentia; Tupaiidae
Gene: MAGEF1
Product: MAGE family member F1
Biological process (GO): negative regulation of transcription by RNA polymerase II
Cellular component (GO): nucleus
Source: RefSeq, a predicted model, not a curated record